AUUCAAUAUAAUAUAUUUGUUGCUUACUAUUAAAUGGAUAGUGCAGACUUGGAAAAAAUUGAAGCUGAUAAACUUGACAAAGAAUCUCUCGUCAUGAUCAAUGGAAAUCCAUGCAAAGUAGUCAAGAUUUCGAAGAUUAGGACUUCAAAAUAUGGACCUGGCAAGACGACUAUUGUUGCCUACAGCAUUUUGGAUGGCAAGAAGGUCGAGCAAUCCUUCAGAACUUCAGGACUCUUAGAUACCCCAAUUAUUAAGAGAGUUGAGUACCCUCUCUUGGGAAUUGAUGAUGGGUACUUGCAACUUCAGGAUGAAGCUGGAGAACAAAAGGACGACGUAAAGUUACCUUUAGGAGAUUGUUUGAAGGAUGUCAAGGAUCAAAUCCUUAAAUUCAACGAGGAAGAAAUCCCUUGUCUCGUCAUGGUCAUGGAAUAUAUGGGAGUUGAAGUAUCUAUCUCUGUCAGGGAAGACAAAGACAGCGAUGAAAAUUAAGCAAUA
This is a messenger RNA of Moneuplotes crassus, 495 nucleotides long. Lineage: Eukaryota; Ciliophora; Spirotrichea; Euplotida; Euplotidae. The record is from the annotation of a GenBank genome assembly.